AUGUGGGUCAAACGCGGUCGAGGCUGGGAGUGCGUCGUAUUCGAAACAUCGAUCGGCCGAAAGCAGAAAAAUCCGAUGCGCUUCGAGUUUGGUUGUCUCGAGCCGAAAGCGGCGAAAUUCUUCCACAACUACGGCCUAUUGGUGUCGGCGCAUCCGGCGAUUUUCAUCGUUCUUCCGCUGUUGUCGACCGCGUUUUUGGCGACAGGUCUCAUCGGUUUGGAGCCGCUCAGCGAUGCUCUCUACCUCUACACACCAACCGAUGCGCAGAGCAAGAUUGAGCGUCGGAUCAUUCAUGAUGCGUGGCCGCUGGUCGACGGCACCUACGUGGCUGGUCGAGCGGUGACGCAGUCGCGAGAAGUCCAGGUGGCGACCGUCGCCAAACACGACGGCAACAUUCUCGAGGAGGCGUACGCCAAUGAGCUGAAGCUCAUGGACGACUACAUUCGCAACGCGAUUCGCGUCGAGUUCAACAAUCGCACCUACGGCCUGUCGGAUUUGUGUCUCGCUGGUCCCGACGCUCGUUGCGCCAAUCACGAUCAUAUACAGUUGGUGUCGCGGCUCUACGCGCACGGCAUCAAUAUCACCUAUCCGACGGUUCGAUUGGCCGACAAAAGCGCCUACAUCGCGGCGGCGCUCGGCGGCGUCAAACUCGCCAAAAAUGGCGAUGAGAGCAUUAUUGUGGGCGCGUCGGCGUGGUUGUUCAUCUAUCAACUCAAAUUCUAUCCGAACAAUGUCUCAUAUGUGUCGGGUCUAUGGGAGAAGAAAUUCAAAGAGCAAAUGGAUGAGUACCGAAAGAAGCAGAAGCACAUCGACAUCACCUACUUUCACUCGCAAACGCUUUCCGACGAGCUGAAAAAGAACGCCGAGAGUCUGGCGCCAAAAUUCGUCACCUCGUUCGUCAUUCUCGUCAUAUUCUCGGUGUUCUGCUCGAUCGUCACCAUCAAAGGCUCGGCGUACAUCGAUUGGGUCGUCACGAAGCCGAUACUGUCGCUGUUGGGCGUCUCGAACGCCGGAAUGGGAAUCGCGAGCGCGAUGGGCCUCAUGACGUAUUUGGGCAUCCAGUACAACGACAUCAUCGCCGUCAUGCCGUUUCUCGUCGUCGCCGUUGGCACCGACAACAUGUUUCUGAUCGUCGCCAGUCUGAAGCGCACCGAUCGCAAAAUGAAGUACGAGCUGAGAAUCGCCGAAUGCAUGGCCGACGCCGCCGUUUCGAUACUCAUCACCGCGUUGACGGACGCGCUCUCAUUCGGCGUCGGCACGAUCACCACAAUUCCGGCGGUGCAGAUCUUCUGCCUGUACACGAUGUGCGCGCUGCUGUUCACCUUCCUCUACCAGCUCACCUUCUUCUGCGGCCUUCUCGUCUACUACACGAAAUGGGAGGAGCAGUGUCUGCACAGCGUGUGGCUUCGCGACGCCGUCAUCUAUUCGCCGACGUCGCCGCUCGUCGUCCGCCUAUUCUGGCUCGGCUCGACGCCGUCGUCGUCGUCGUCGAAGCACCAUUGCGCCGGCACCUCGUUCUUCCGCAAUUGGUACGCGCCGGUGCUGAUGCAGCCGGCGAUUCGGACGCUGUCGGCCGUCUGGUACCUCAUCUAUUUGGCGCUGUCCGUCUACGGAUGCGUUCAUCUCAAGGAGGGCCUCGAGCCGGCGAAUCUGCUCGUCGACGAUUCGUACGCGACGCCGCACUAUCGCGCCCUCGAGAAACACUAUUGGCACUACGGCGCGAGCCUUCAGAUCGUCGUCAGCAAUCCGCCGGACCUUCGCGAUCCCGCCGAGCGCAUCAGCAUGGACAAAAUGGCGUCAACGUUCGCCAAUUGUCCGCUGUCGAUCGGCGACGACGGCGUCCAAUUCUGGCUUCGCGAGAUGCUCCGAUUCGAGGAGAUCCGUGGCGUCGAGUACACCAAUGAGAGGUUCUAUGAGCACGCCGCCGAGUUCAUCUAUUCGGAUCUCUCGCAGCCGUGGGUCGUCGACGUCGUCUGGAGUCGCAACGCCACCGAUCGCCGCAUCAGCACGUUUCGAUUCAUGAUCGGAAUGCGCGACAUCUCGACGACGACGAAACAGACGGAGGCGACGAACACGUUCCGCGAGAUCGCGUCGAGAUUCGACAAGUACAAUGUGACCACCUAUAUGCCGCUAUGGUUGUUCACCGAUCAAUACGCUCUAGUCGUCCCGAAUACCCUUCAAGACAUCGUCGUCGCCGUCAUCUGUAUGCUUCUGAUCUCGGCGCUUCUCAUCCCGCACGCCGUCUGCUCGCUCUGGGUCGCCGUCACCAUCGCCUCGAUCGAUCUCGGCGUUCUCGGCUUCAUGACGCUAUGGGAUGUGAAUCUGGACGCGAUCUCAAUGAUCACCAUCAUCAUGUCGGUCGGCUUCUCCGUCGAUUAUUCGGCGCACAUCACCUACGCCUACGUCAUCUCCAAAGAGGCGACGACGACGAAGCGCGUGUGCGACGCGCUUGGCGAUUUGGGAUGGCCGGUGGCGCAAGGCGCCUUCUCGACAAUCCUAGCCGUCUCGGUGCUGGCGAACGUGCCCGCCUACAUGAUCGUCACAUUCUUCAAGACCGUCUUCCUGGCCAUCUCGAUCGGCUUCCUUCACGGCCUCGUAUUUCUACCGCUGUUGCUGUCAGUGUUCGUCGGUAGCUGCUCGUCGAAAAAAUAA
Messenger RNA from Caenorhabditis bovis, 2652 nucleotides. The record is from the annotation of a GenBank genome assembly. Lineage: Eukaryota; Metazoa; Nematoda; Chromadorea; Rhabditida; Rhabditidae.